Molecule: messenger RNA, 2983 nt
Organism: Siniperca chuatsi (mandarin fish)
Lineage: Eukaryota; Metazoa; Chordata; Actinopteri; Centrarchiformes; Sinipercidae
Gene: tdh
Product: L-threonine dehydrogenase
Exons: 9
Coding region: 768-1955 (395 amino acids)
Biological process (GO): L-threonine catabolic process
Molecular function (GO): L-threonine 3-dehydrogenase activity
Source: RefSeq, a predicted model, not a curated record
UUAAUUUUUAAUUUUUUUGGCGAAAGCAAAAACCCCUUCUGAAUUAUAUCAGGGUGACAUACUGAGCUCAGGCCGUGUGCCAAGACAGCUUCACUCUGGCCUGGUUUCAUUUGUCUGGAUGGCUGACUGCGUCUCUCAGAUCCCCAUUCAAAAAAUAAUUAUAUCUAAAAUAAUAUGCUGGUUGUUCUCAUUCAUUCAAAAAAAAAUGUGUCAAGCUCCUUAGACUGCUCACCAACACCGUAGUCCAUGUGGCCACACUAAACUGCGCUCAGCAACAUAUCCAUUAAGGGACUAAAUUAUAGACAUUUCUUAAAAGAUCCACCAUGACGCGCCGCUUCAGGUCCAAAAGCCCCCCUGUUACGCAAAUGGUUUACGUGAUGUGCACGUUAAACCAUGUUGACACAACAAUGAACAGCACAUGUUGUGAAGAGGGCAAAGGGUCAGGGGAUGGAACAGGAGCGCUCGGGCUGUUAAAUAGUUUUACAUUUACAUUAAGUUUUACUGUUGGUGCUAAUCUAAGAUCUCCCGAAUAAGGCUCUUGUAUGUAAAACACUGUUACACUCAUAUAUUUUUACUCAAAAUGUGAAGUAAUCCAUACGGUCUAACACAAAAGAUCUAUGAAGUGAUUCCAAAAAAAAAAAAAGGUUCCAAAAAUAUUUUCCUAAUCCUGUCUUGUCUGAUUGUCGACCUGGUCUUGGCACCGUGUUUGUCUGCUACUGUACGCCCUCUCUGCCUGAUUGGCUCUCGGUGAAGGCAGGGCAGUAUAAAUGCUCUUCAAGUUACUCUCUUUCUUCCUUUUUUGGGAAGCUCUCCGCGCUCUCGGUACCAGCAUGCCUGUCAUCAGAACCCUCAGCAAGGUGGCCAAGCAGGCCCUGCUCAGCACCCCAGGGUGCGGCUGCCAGCCCCUAACGGUGGCUGUACGCAACAUCAGCUUCUCCCCUCGGCAGGUGACAUCUGACGCCAGCUUCCACUCCGUGUCCUUCUCAGAAACAGACCACCCCAAGGUGCUCAUUACAGGUGGCCUGGGUCAGCUCGGGGUGGGGCUUGCCAAAUUGUUGAGGAAGAGGUUUGGAAAGAACAAUGUCAUUCUGUCUGACAUCAGGAAACCUCCAAGCAACGUCUUCCACAGUGGCCCCUUCAUCUACUCAGACAUCCUGGACUACAAGAACCUGCGGGAAAUUGUGGUGAACAACCGCAUCACUUGGCUGGUUCACUACAGCGCCCUCCUCAGUGCUGUUGGAGAGGCUAACGUGGCUCUGGCGCGCUCUGUUAACAUCACCGGGCUUCACAACAUCUUGGACAUUGCAGCAGAGCACGGCUUGCGUCUGUUUGUCCCUAGCACCAUCGGUGCCUUCGGUCCCACUUCUCCCCGCAACCCCACGCCAGAUCUCUGUGUGCAGAGACCUCGCACUAUCUAUGGUGUCUCCAAAGUCCAUGCUGAGCUGAUGGGAGAGUACUACCACCACCGUUACGGCCUGGACUUCCGCUGUCUCCGCUACCCAGGAAUCAUCUCUGCUGACUCCAUGCCUGGAGGUGGCACAACAGACUAUGCUGUCCAGAUCUUCCACGAUGCAAUCAAAUCUGGCAAGUUUGAGUGCAACUUGAAACCUGACACGCGGCUACCCAUGAUGUACAUUGACGACUGCCUGCGUGCCACGCUGGAGGUGAUGGAGGCGCCAGCUGACACGCUGAGCAUGAGGACCUACAACAUCAACGCCAUGAGCUUCACCCCCGAGGAACUGGCCCAGGAGCUCCAGAAGCAGAUGCCCGAGCUGGAGGUCACGUAUGACAUUGACCACGUACGACAGGCCAUUGCUGACAGUUGGCCAAUGAACUUUGAUGACUCCAACGCACGGAAGGACUGGGGUUGGAAGCACGAUUACGAUCUACCAGAGCUCGUCCAGACGAUGCUGAACUUCUUUGGCGCAGAAACGCGCAUGGCUCGUGCUAACUGAGCGGGCGCACGACCACGGUCCGAGUAUUCUUUGUACAUAAUGUAAAGACUGACCAAAGAGAACAGAGAAACAUGGCCUGUACAUAGUCGUUCUCUCGCUUUUCUCUGUAAAAUCAGAAGGGCUCUGCUUGCCCUGGCACAAGGCUACCAUGUGUCCAGAAUGUAAAGGUCAGUGCGGGCUUUCCUCCCCCGCUCCUGUCUGUCUACCCCUGCUUUGCUCUCUUUCAACCUGGAGAUUUGGUGAGGCGCAGUCGGUGGAAGGUUGUCAACAAUAUCCGGGAUAACAACGUCGCCUGUGAAAACUUGUUUGGAUGAAAAAGAUGACUUGCAUGUUGAUGAAUUGUGCAAAAUAUUGCAAUGUUUUCUUGGCAAAAACCAAUUUAACAAACUGAGAAUGUUGCAUUGUGUAUUUGUAAGCGUUUCUACCAAUUUUUCUUUGGAAAUCCAAAUCGGUCAGGGUUGUUUUCUGCUAAAUUUCCAAGAAUUGUUAAAAUUCAAGUAUUCAGGGCCUAGCUUCUGGGGCUAAAAUCAAGUAAUUUUGUAUUGAGGGGUGUACAAACACAUAACUUGUGUCCUUUGAUGCACUUUAGGCAGAUUUGUAACUUAAAAUUACUGACAAGUAAAUGAGCCUAAUCACCUGCGGGGGCGAUUUCUGAUACAGUGCGUCUGUAUUUCGAGUUGUGCAGAACUGUAAUUCUUAAGAAUUCUUCUUCUGUUUAUUCCACAUAACAUUAUUUAUUCUGUCUGUUGGUGUUAAACAUGUGUGAGCUUCGAGUGAAAGCAUUUCUUAACACUCUUGUUUCGAAGUGUUCCUGUCCACUUUUGUUUUAUAUUAUUUUUUCAUCAACUCUGGGCAAUUUGACACAAAAGAGAAAUGUGACACGUUUAUGCCACAUUUACGUUUAGCCACAUUUGGUGGCUUCUGUAUUAAAGCAUUUUGUAAAAGAAAUGCUGAAAUAGUUUUCUGUGUAAAAGUCAGGUUCUUUCAAUCACACAACAAGCUUUGACAAUAAAACCUUUUUCCACAUA